UUGUAAUCAACGCCAAUCCAUAUAACAUAUAUUAUAUGCCAUUAAAGGGAUGCUUAAAGUUACUAACAAGUAACAAAAACAGAAUGAAACAAUGCCACCUUUGAUUCACAUUUACACUGCAUGCGCACUACACACCACGCGUUCCUCCAUCUUAUGCCAUAUUUUCACAUUAUAAACUACGUAUCCAUUAUCCUUUUCCAUCUUUUUUCUUUCAUUUUUUUCUUUAAUCAUAUCUCACUCCAGAAUUUUCAUGGCCUUCCAAAAAACCAUCUCAAUCUCACACAAAAACCAAACCAUUGCACAAAUAUAACACAAUGUUCAUUUUUUGAUGCCAUAACACAAAAGAUAUAGGACAUGAAAAUCACACUAACAAAACCAUUCAUUCUUCGUUGUUUCUUAAUCUCUAUCUUCCUCUCCCUCCCAUUUCUCUUCCUCCAUCUAUUCUCUCCCACACAACCCAUCAAUACCACAACAACAUCAAAAACAUCAAAAAAAGACCUAACAAUACGACCCGGUUACAAGUCCUAUGAAGCCUACAUCCAACGUCAACUCAACAAAACUCUCAACACAAAACUACGAAAAAUAUGGACAACACGCGACUGGAACCGCAAGAUCCCAGUUUUCGCCAAAUUCUUCUCCGAACUCAAGACCAAGAAUCUCCUCCAAGAAACAUCCAAAGCAUUAUGUAUUGGUGCACGUGUUGGACAAGAAGUCGAAGCUCUACGACGAAUCAACGUCGUUGAUUCCAUCGGAAUGGACCUCGUUCCACAUCCACCGUUGGUCGUGGAAGGUGAUUUCCAUAACCAACCGUUUGGUAACGACACGUUCGAUUUUGAAUUCUCCAAUGUCUUUGAUCAUGCCCUUUAUCCUCACAAAUUUGUUGGUGAGAUUGAACGCACGUUGAAACCUAAUGGUGUUUGUGUGUUACACGUGGCGUUAUCUCGUCGUGCUGAUAAAUAUUCCGCUAAUGAUCUUUACAGUGUUGAGCCUCUUGUUGAGCUUUUCAAGAAUUCGGUUUUGGUUCAUGUUCGUAAAGUUGAUGGUUUUGGAUUGGAUACGGAAGUUGCGUUUCGCAAGAAACCACCACCCACUCAUCGUCGGUUCUAACAUAUCAGCAAUGAUACAGACAAGACACCGAUUCAUGAGAAAUGUUGGUGCUGGAGAAUUCUUAAUUACUUUUGUUUUUGUUUUCUUAUUAAAUUUCUUUUUACAUUUUUCUGGAUUUGAUGAAGUUGACGUUGGAUAGUGGAUAAUGAUGAUUGUGCAUAUUUGCCACUUUGUA
Medicago truncatula (barrel medic) is the source of this 1282-nucleotide messenger RNA. RefSeq lists its product as uncharacterized. The record is from RefSeq and is a predicted model, not a curated record. NCBI's taxonomy places the organism in Eukaryota, Viridiplantae, Streptophyta, Magnoliopsida, Fabales, Fabaceae. Bases 355 to 1107 code for a protein of 250 amino acids. The transcript has a single exon. Gene Ontology annotation, molecular function: S-adenosylmethionine-dependent methyltransferase activity.